AUGGGAGAGAAACAACAAUGGUCAAACGACCAUCUAAAAUGCUUAUUAGAGACUUGCAUUGAAGAGAUACACACGGUGGGUAGAAAAGGCUUGAGUUUGCAUAAAGACUCGUGGAAUAAAUUAGGAAAAGUUCUUAAGGAAAAGUUUGGCUUGGAUUUAACACAAAAACAAAUGAAGAAUGCAUAUGAUAAUCUAAAAGCCAAAUACGGGCAUCCGAAGGCUGCAUCAUUGAAGACAGUUCCAUUGCCUUUUCCAGAACUUUGUGCAGAAUUGUUUGAUGGAAAUUCUGCCACUUUAAAUUGCAAGUGGACCUCAACCCAAACAACAUCCGGGGUUGGAUCUUCUUGUUAUCGUGUCCAAUCGCUUAUGAUUAUGGACACCCAUUAUCAUGACACACAAGAUGAUGCCGGCACUUCUGAGCCUACUCCAGAGCCUACUCAAGAGCCCACUUCUGAGCCUACUUCCGAGCCCACUUCCGAGCCCACUUAUGAGCCUAAUCCAAACAAAAGGGCCAAAACCUCAAAAUCAUCUAUUAACCAUGAUGAUUUAGCACGUGAUAUGCAGAAGGCUCUACAAGUUUUGAUUAAAGGCAAAGAAGGGCCAACAGUUUGUGAGUGUUCUGAGAAGUUAAAGUUGGUUGGGUUAGACCCGGUAGAUCCUAUAUUCUUAGCUGCUUUUCACAUUUUUGGGGUGUCCUCUGACAUGAGAGAGGCGUGGAUGGCAUUGCCAGAAAUUCCCGAGGUCUUAAGAGGGUGGAUCGGAAUGACUACAUUGUUCAUAAUGGAUUAUAAUAAGAAAUUACUUCUCGUUAUUCUUAAGUACUUUAAACAAGAUUUAUAUAAAGGAAGAGGAAAAGGAGAUUGUUAUCAAAACAUAUUAGCAAUUUGUGACUUCAACAUGAUUUUUACGUUCGUCGUGGCCGACUGGGAAGGUGUAGCACAUGAUGCAAGAAUAUUAUCAGAGGCAUUAUCAGAUCCAGAUGCACCAUUCCCGUUUCCACCACAAGACAAGUAUUAUCUUUGUGAUGCCGCGUAUGCACACAUACGGGGAUUUAUGGCUCCAUAUCAUAAUGUGAGGUAUUGGCUAGGAGAUUUUCGCCGAAGACGUGCAUUGACUAAUAAAGAGAAAUUUAACCAUGCUCAUGCAAAACUUCGGAACGUAAUUGAGCGUGCUUUUGGUGUCUUGAAAGCAAGAUUCCCUAUUUUGAAGAGGAUGGCACCAUUUCCAUUGGUUACACAAAGGAACAUUACCAUUGCAUGUUUCGCGCUACAUAAUUUUAUAAGGAAAGAGGGUUUGAGCGAUGAAUUGUUUACAGAAUACGAUCAACCCAAUGUUUCGGUGCAUAAUAGGCAAGUGCACGUUAAUGCUGGUGAAGACGAGGUUGAAGCACAUGGUACUACAUCGGAUCGAGAAUAUAUAAAUCAGUUACGAGAUGAGAUUGCUGAGCAGUUAAUGCAAAGCACGGAUACAAUGCUUUAA
Helianthus annuus (common sunflower) is the source of this 1479-nucleotide messenger RNA. RefSeq lists its product as uncharacterized. Bases 1 to 1479 code for a protein of 492 amino acids. Lineage: Eukaryota; Viridiplantae; Streptophyta; Magnoliopsida; Asterales; Asteraceae. The transcript is spliced from 7 exons. The record is from RefSeq and is a predicted model, not a curated record.